Molecule: messenger RNA, 453 nt
Organism: Ceutorhynchus assimilis (cabbage seed weevil)
Lineage: Eukaryota; Metazoa; Arthropoda; Insecta; Coleoptera; Curculionidae
Source: the annotation of a GenBank genome assembly
AUGAUUUUUUACAGAGCCUGUUUGGCAAUAAUAAUUGUUAUUGAAUUAGUAAUUUGUUCGCCCGGCGUGUGUGAUUCGCAACGUUGCAUCAAAAAAUGCUGCCAUCAAAAUGAAGUUAUGAUCAUCCAGGAAACGACGGGAGAAUUAAGUUGCGGUUCUGCCAACGUAUCCAUGUCCCAUCCAGUUUUAGUUUCCGAUGGAUUUGAAAUACUUUUCAACAAGUCGUGCGAUUUUGAACGUCAAUACGCGUUUCCUGGAGUUAUUAUUGACGAUAAUAUAACGUUUUUCGAAAACGCCACGAUUCAUUAUCCAAUGUUUGGACAGUUGGUACCGUUAUUUGAAUACGAUGAUUUUUGCGUGGACCAUUUUAAUGGACAACCUGGUGUUAUGGUUUGUGUUGACAAAGAAACGGUGCCUCAAGAGGAACGACGACAUAUCCAAAUUAGUAAGUAG